Vigna radiata var. radiata (mung bean) is the source of this 3846-nucleotide messenger RNA. Its product is annotated as cyclic nucleotide-gated ion channel 1. Gene Ontology annotation, cellular component: membrane. The transcript has 9 exons. Gene Ontology annotation, molecular function: monoatomic ion channel activity. Lineage: Eukaryota; Viridiplantae; Streptophyta; Magnoliopsida; Fabales; Fabaceae. Gene Ontology annotation, biological process: monoatomic ion transport; transmembrane transport. The coding region runs from base 330 to 2477 and encodes 715 amino acids. The record is from RefSeq and is a predicted model, not a curated record.
CUCUCUUCCUUCCAUCCUCAACACCAACUGUCUCUUUAUCUAUCGAUGUCUAUAACACCAUCACCCUUUCCCGCUUUCCACGAACCUUCUUUCUCCUCUUUCUCUCUCUCUCACACACACACACACAGUUCCAAUCUUUUCUUCCCAAUCCUCCUCACAAUCAAUCUCAUGUUCACUGCAACUACUUCCAACGCUCUUCACUUCCUUACUCUCCUUUCGGAGUAGGCUGUAAGAUUUUGAGGUGUAUGAAGGAACUAUUCACUGUCCUGUGAUACUUGCACGCCACUUAUUUGUCGAAUUCUACCUUGUUCUUGAACUGGGCUACAGUGAUGAAUUUUCAGCAAGACAAAUUUGUUAGAUUUCGUGAUUGGAAUUCAGAGAAGGAUUCUGAGAGCAGCUCUCCUGCAAUUCAUGUAGAACGCCCAGGGAGAAUCAAGAAUACACUAAAUUCAGUUUCUGAGAAGUUUCAAAGGGGUUUGGAAUCCAGUUCAGAGGGAAUGAAGAGAUUUAGAAAAUCAUUCAAAUCUCUUCCCUAUAACAGAGUUCUCUCUGGAAGUUUUAGUUCUAGAAAGAAAAUUCUUGAUCCCCAGGGUCCUUUCCUUCAAAAGUGGAAUAAGAUAUUUGUAUUAUCAUGUCUUAUUGCUGUGUCACUUGAUCCUUUGUUCUUCUAUGUUCCUGUGAUCGAUGAUAACAAUAAAUGUCUUUCUCUGGACAGAAAAAUGGAAAUUACAGCAACUGUUUUAAGAUCUUUCUCUGAUAUUUUUUAUAUAAUCCAUAUAAUUUUCCAAUUUCGUACUGGAUUCAUUGCUCCCUCUUCUCGAGUAUUUGGAAGAGGUGUUUUGGUUGAAGAUGCUUGGGUAAUAGCAAUGCGGUAUCUAUCAUCAUACUUCUUAAUUGACAUUCUUGCCGUUCUUCCCCUCCCACAGGUGGCAAUUCUAAUUAUCAUUCCCAAGUUGAGGGGCUCUGAAUCACUGAAUACAAAGACCUUGCUGAAAUUUAUUGUCUUCUUCCAGUAUAUCCCACGAUUUUUGCGAUUAAUUCCAUUAUAUAAAGAAGUUACUAGGACCUCUGGCAUCCUCACUGAAACAGCUUGGGCUGGAGCUGCAUUCAAUCUCUUUCUGUACAUGCUAGCAAGUCAUGUUAUUGGUGCCUUUUGGUACUUGUUUUCUAUAGAAAGAGAAACCACGUGCUGGCAAGAUGCAUGUCGAGGAAAUAGCACAUGUAACACAGAAGCUAUGUAUUGUGAUAAUCAUCAAGUUUUGGGCUCUAUUUCAGUAUUCCUGAAUGCUUCUUGCCCAAUACAGGACAAAAAUACAACACUCUUUAAUUUUGGAAUAUUUCUUGAUGCCCUUCAAUCUGGAGUUGUAGAGUCAAGAGAUUUCCCACAGAAGUUCUUUUAUUGUUUUUGGUGGGGCCUACGAAAUUUGAGUUCCCUUGGUCAAAACCUUGCAACAAGUACCUAUGUUUGGGAAAUCUGCUUUGCAAUUUUCAUUUCAAUUGCUGGUUUGGUAUUAUUUGCAUUCCUCAUUGGAAAUAUGCAGACAUAUUUGCAGUCAACGACUACCAGAUUGGAGGAAAUGAGAGUAAAAAGGAGAGAUGCUGAACAGUGGAUGUCUCAUCGAUUACUGCCUGAUAGCCUGAGAGAAAGAAUCAGACGACAUGAGCAGUACAAAUGGCAAGAAACCAGAGGUGUUGAUGAAGACAACUUGAUCCGAGAUCUUCCAAAGGAUUUGAGAAGGGAUAUUAAGCGUCAUCUUUGCUUGGCUUUGCUGAUGAGGGUGCCAAUGUUUGAGAAAAUGGAUGAGCAACUUCUGGAUGCAAUGUGUGACAAACUCCAGCCAGUGCUAUACACAGAAGAAAGCUGCAUUGUCCGGGAAGGAGAUCCUGUUGAUGAAAUGCUCUUCAUAAUGCGCGGCAAGCUAUUGACUGUAACCACUAAUGGUGGAAGAACAGGCUUCUUUAACUCUGAAUACCUCAAGGCUGGUGACUUUUGUGGAGAGGAACUUCUCACAUGGGCUUUAGAUCCUCACUCCUCAUCCAACCUUCCCAUAUCAACUAGGACUGUCCAAACUCUUUCAGAAGUAGAAGCAUUUGCUCUAAAAGCCGAUGACUUGAAGUUUGUUGCUUCACAGUUCCGGCGCCUUCACAGUAAGCAGCUUCGUCACACUUUCAGGUUUUAUUCACAACAAUGGCGUACAUGGGCUGCAUGUUUCAUACAAGCAGCGUGGAGGCGUUAUAGUAAAAAGAAGCUGGAAGAGUCUCUGAGAGAAGAAGAGAAUCGUUUGCAAGAUGCAUUAGCCAAAGCAGGUGGUAGCUCACCUAGUCUAGGUGCCACAAUAUAUGCUUCAAGGUUUGCAGCUAAUGCACUCAGACUUUUACGUAGAAAUAGCACAAGAAAGACCAGGAUGCCAGAAAGAAUAUCACCCAUGCUGCUGCAGAAGCCUGCUGAGCCUGAUUUCACUUCUGAAGAACAAUAGUUUUCGACGAAUAAUAGGUUGCGGAUGCCUGGUUCUGAAGGAUAUAUUAACAUGAAAAUGACCUUUUUGAUAGAGGACCAAAAUGGCAUUUCGUUUAUUUGUUUUAUUUUGUAAGUUAGUGUAACAUGUAAUGUCUAUAAAAUAUAAACUAUGAAGUUGUAUAUAUAUACAUCAUACAUAUAGAUAUACGAUUGUUGGAGAAGUCUUUUCAUUCGUGAAUGAAGCACAAAAUGAACUAUUUUUUCACAUCCUGAUUUCUUUAUUUCUGCUUGCUGGAUGAUGGGAGUUUCCUGAUAUUUCAAACAUGAAACGGGAAAAUCUUCCAUACAAUAAUUAUUUUAAGCAAAAUAAUAUUUCAACACUCUUUUUUAACACCAAUUUGACACUAUACAUGUGUCAAUUGGUGAUUGGAGCAAUUGAAUGUAAAAAGAAAACUUAAUUUGGGACAUUGGUAAGGGCAUAGUUGGAAAGAGAAAUAUGAAAAUUUGGAAAAUUUGGGUUUAGUGGUUCCUUUUGGUUCUUAAGAGUCGUUCUCCAUAUCCAUCUCACUUUGGCGGUUCCUUUUUCGUUCUCUCUAGGGCUUGUGAAGAAACGGGUUCAAUCUCCAUCCUCAACCAUCAUCUAAUUUUUGUUCUAUCAGUCGUGCUCCAUCUCCAUCUCACUUUGGCGGUUCCUUUUUCGUUGUGUCUAGGGCUUGUGAAGUGACGGGCUCCAUCUCCAUCCUCAACCAUCAUGUAAUUUUCGUUCCAUCAUCUCGAUCUCACUUUGGUUUUCGUUCUCUGUCGGGAUUGACGUUGUCAUCCUCGACCAUCAUCUCAUUUUGGUUCCAUCAUCUCAUUAUCGUUGUGUGGAGUGUUUUCUCCUUGGGUGUGUCAACGAUUCUCUGGUGAACGUUUUGGUUUGAGCGUUGGUGGGUUUUGCUCUCAUGGUGCAAUGCAUUUCAAUGACUACAAUGCAUUUUGGUGGAUUUGGUCAAUAAAAGUGAACUUGUAAUAGUUGUGGUUGAUAAUAGCUUAUGGUAACAGCAUGAAUUUCUGAAUUUGUACACAAAGUUCUGCUGAAGGGGCCAGUUUUGACAACGUAGGGGACCACCAUUGAUACUGGUUCAAUUUUUUUAGAUUCUUCCUUCCAACACUGGAAUUUGGUUAUUUCAUUAUUGUUUGUUGUGAUAAGUGAUAUAUGUUUUGGUUCUAUNAUUUAAGAUAUGAUUGUGGAGUCAUCAUGUUAAAAGUUAUGGAAAUUUGGGAUGGAGAGGACAUAUACAACGACAAGAGCAUGCCAAAGUAUACGAUUGUAAGUAUGAAUUUCAUUGUUAGCAAUAUUUCAUGAUGUUGUUAAUUAUAUCUAAAGUAAAAUAUAUUUUGUUUCA